Molecule: messenger RNA, 315 nt
Organism: Arthroderma uncinatum
Lineage: Eukaryota; Fungi; Ascomycota; Eurotiomycetes; Onygenales; Arthrodermataceae
Exons: 1
Coding region: 1-315 (104 amino acids)
Source: RefSeq, a predicted model, not a curated record
AUGAAGCUUUUCACUGUCCUCUCCGUCGCGGCCGCCCUCUGCGGAUAUGCUGUCGCUGCCCCGGCCCUGCCAGGGGCAGAGACUCUCACCAAGAGAUAUAAUCAUUGCGGAAGACACCCCGACUUCGACUGGUGUGAACCCUGGAACAACAAAUACGUCGUCUGUAUCGCCGGCAAGGCUACCUUCUACACCUGCGACGGCGGAUGCCAACCCCAAUGCCCGAUCGGCGUCCCCUGCACCGCCAGAUGCGAUAACGGCAAGCUCAGCGGACCUCCAGACCCUAACAAAUGGGAGCCAGCUGUUCAUUCAACGUAA